GCGCCCCCCGCUGGCCGGGUCGGGCGGAGACUGGGGAUCGGGUGGGGCCACCGGCGUUUGCGCGGUGCCGCUUGGGUCCCUAAGCCAGUCGGUGAGGUGCGGGAAUGCGCACUCUCCCAGCGGCCUGGAGUCCUGCCCUCCCCGCGCAGGGCCCACGUUUUCCGAGAAUCCAAAGCGGCCUCCAGGUGUUAGCGCCGAGCGCUCCCGGCCGCACCCCGCGAGGGAAUCCUCCGCAGGCCGAGACUAGGGGCGCCGUCAGUCAGUAUUGGGGCUGCGCAGGCUCUGGCCCUGGCCCUGGCUGGGUGCCCAGUUCCCUGCAGCCUUGCACGCCGGCAGGCACGGCUCCCGGCUCGGGGUUUGCUGGCUGCCUUUCCCUAAUUGGGGUUCUCGGCCUCUCGGAGGCCCCGGCUGCGGACUGGGGCUUCCAGCGAGAGUCUGGGCCGCGGGGCUCGGGAUCCUUCCCGGGCUGGCAAGGUGCAUUGGACCGAGGGCGGGGCGAUGCGCCCGCGGCCCGGGUCGGACCAGCUGCGCCUACUUCCCGGGCAGGCUCAGUGGGAACCGUGCGCCUGGCGGCUCCACCCUUCUCCCGGGCCGCUGCCACGCCCUCCAGGACAUCUUGUAAAGGGAUUAGCACUUUUUUCCUUUGCUCCUCUUUCCCCGAGGGCCCCUGCUUACCCCUAAACUCAGAGUCGGGCGCCACCAGGUCCGGGGGAGCCCGGGGCACAGGCGGUCCCGGCAGUCAGCCUUCGAUUCCCGCCCCAUCCCCAUCCCCCUUUGUCCGCGGUGGAUGCGGUGCCCAUUCUCAACCCGCAGGGCCUGGGGCCGGGCCUCGGCCUCUUUUUCCCGUGGCAGCCUCAGGCCCUGUGGGGCAGGGAAGGGGCCCCGCGAUCUCCCAGGCAGGUCCGAGAGGGAUGUGUAGAUUCAUUCUCCUGUGGAGAACAGGUGGCCCCGAGAUCAGGCCCUUUUUUGCUCUUUGUAUUUUAUUUUGAAACUGUAUUUAAUGCUUUUAUAUGAAAGGGGGAGGGGCAGGGACAGAGGACCCAGUCACCCUUAUGUGCAAAUGUCUUAUUUAUUAUGCGUGUAUCAGAGAUAAGCUGUGAGAGGUGGUGGAGGGAGGACCUGAAGGAAGGAGGAGCGAGGGCAGAGGCCGGGACAGGAGGACCCCAACUAGCUGUGCUGAUGUUACUCUUGCUGGGAGACUCCGGGCCCUACUGUCUGCUCUUCACAAAGCCGGGCUGCUGCAGGGACAGUUCCCUCGGUCCUAAAGUCGGGGCGGGGAGGCUAGUGGGUGGAACUUGAGGGUUAGGUCUGGAGGAAGAGAUGCCCUGGCACGGGGGGCCAACCCCUGCCUGGGGGUGGAAAAGCAAAGGGCAAAGAGGAGGCCCCUCCUCUCACCCCUGAACCCCAGGCCAGAACCCAAGGUUCAAGUGCCUCAGGCCCAGUCCCCUUGACUCUUCCUGUUUUGGAGUUGGAUUUUAUACCAUGGAUUUUAUAGCAUUUUUAUAUAAUUCAAGAUUGUCAGAAUUGGAAAGGGCCCUGGAGAUCACUAGUACCACCCUCCUCCCCUUCACAGAUAGGUAAAUUGGAGCCCAGGAACCCAGAUGAUUACACAGCCAGGUGGGGACAGCAGAAGAACUAGAAUGAAAAUUCUAGCUCCCGACUCAGUGUUCUUUACACAAUACCAGGCUGCUUUCCAAUUCACUGGUUAUUAAAAUUUGUCAGGCCUGCCGAAGGAUUGACAUGCUGGGCUGCAGGCCACCACAGUGGAUAUGUGACUCCUGAAGGUGGCAAAGCCCUGCACACUGCUUUGGGAUGAGCACGCUGAGCUCUGCAGGGCCUCAGCUGGAAGGCGCGGUGGGCUCGGCCUUCCUCUCCCCAGCAGAACUGGAGGUGGGACGCUGCCACCGGGCCCAAGGCCUCCUCGGCAGGGGGCUUUGUGCUGUUUGUUGUGGAGGCCACCAGGGAUUCAGGAAGAUCCUGAAUGGGUUGUCAGUUGACUAAAAAGUAAAUUCCCAGUGAGUUUGAACCUCCAGGGUUUUUGGGACAGUAUUAAAAGCUUGAGAACGGAGAUUAUGGAUGGCACCUGGCUGUGCACUGCCAUUCUUUUACUUUCCUUCAUGUAUUUUUUCGGAUCCAGAGUAUUAACACCCUCAAUAUUACUAUGCCUGCUCAAAAACAGUAGGUAAAUUGGGGCAACCAAUUUAUAAUCACUCAAGCCCACUGCCAAAGUUCAGAUAAGCCAGGGCGGAGCAGUUAGAGGUUUCCCCCACUCCAUAGGCAGGGAGAGGCCUCAGGAGGAGAGUGGACAUGUUUACUGAGACAGCCCCAAACACACCAGCUCAAAGUGUGUCUCUCAGAGCAGUAGCAUCAACCUUAGGAAUCUGCUAGAAAUAAAAAUUCUUGGGCCAUACCCGAGGGUUACUGAAUCAGAAACUUGGUUGGGGCCUAGCAGUCUGUUUUCAUGAGCCCUUCACUGAUCUUAAUGCAGCUGAAGUGCUGGGCACCCAUGAUGGGGAAGGGCUGUGGUCGUGAUUCCGGUGAUUUCUGCUUUGAUGGAAGUUAAGGCCUCACAGGUUAGAGGCUGCGAAUUGGCCUUCUUGCCUAGGUGUGCCUCCUUGCCUUGGGAUUCUGACAUGAACAGGUGAAGUCUCCAUGAUUUUUUUUUUUUUUUUUUUUUUGGUUAAUGGUAUGCUUGCUAUUAUGGCCAAUAUGUAAAUGUUAUUCUGAAUACAUAUUUAUAUACCAUGUUACUUAGUGACAUUAUUCAGACAUUUGUAUGCGUAUUUGUGAAGUUGUUUGCAUCAGUCAUUUAAAGAAUAUUUCAGCCUAAGUUUUCUAAGAGGUAUGUUGAAUACAUUUUUAAAAGCCAGCUUAAGGGUCACAGCAGCCUUAGUUUAGGAGAAGAGCUAAUCACAGGUGACCACUCAAGUUUUUUCAAUGAAGACCUGAUGAUGUAUUUAGUUCCCAUUUUCCAUGGUGAUUGACUCAAUUUAAGUGCAUUGUGGCUAUAUGUAAUUUACAGGCUGCUUUACGUUGCAGGUGGGGAAAUCUCCCAGGCUGGUGUGAGGCCGAUCUGGGAUAAAAGACCCCCUGACCCCUCCUCAUUCUUCUAAGGUCACCACCUCUUAGAGGGUCUCUUAUUUUCUUUCAGAGAUCAAAUGCACAGUUACUCUCUACAACUAAAUUCUGCAGUCUUGGGAAUCCUUACGAUUAUCAACUAUUAGUCACUUUUUAAAGCCCCCAAAGUGGAGUGAGGAUAGGGGGAGUGGAAGCAGUGUUUGGUUCUUACUUUACCCAAACUGUGUAUAAAGAAUAAAGUUAGCAGAAUGAUGCCACA
Messenger RNA from Piliocolobus tephrosceles (Ugandan red Colobus), 3337 nucleotides. Its product is annotated as collagen alpha-2(I) chain-like. The record is from RefSeq and is a predicted model, not a curated record. The coding region runs from base 105 to 989 and encodes 294 amino acids. Lineage: Eukaryota; Metazoa; Chordata; Mammalia; Primates; Cercopithecidae. The transcript has a single exon.